Molecule: messenger RNA, 336 nt
Organism: Sporisorium graminicola
Lineage: Eukaryota; Fungi; Basidiomycota; Ustilaginomycetes; Ustilaginales; Ustilaginaceae
Exons: 2
Coding region: 1-336 (111 amino acids)
Biological process (GO): N-glycan processing; carbohydrate metabolic process
Cellular component (GO): Golgi membrane; endoplasmic reticulum
Molecular function (GO): calcium ion binding; mannosyl-oligosaccharide 1,2-alpha-mannosidase activity
Source: RefSeq, a predicted model, not a curated record
AUGAUGCUCGCCAAACCGUUCGGCGCGCUUCUGGUCGCACUGCUCUCCGUCGGCCUCCCUUCCAGUGUCGAUGCAGUUACGAUCCAAAAGCCUGGUCUCACGCAAUCUGCCACCUCGAAAACGCGCGCCGACCAAAUCAAAGCCGCAUAUCGCACAUCGUACGAAGCCUACCUCAAGUACGCUUUGCCGCACGAUGCCUUGCUCCCGCUCUCCAACGGCUUCGAGGAUACAUUUGGAGGUUGGGGCGCCACCGUCAUCGAUUCCCUCAGCACUUCGUUCCUCAUGGGUCACAAGGACCUGUACGACCAGGGCGCGGAAAGAAGGAGCAGAAGCUGA